CACGCAGUUGCAAUGUGGGCUCUGCUCCGUUCGAGGUCGCAUUCUUCUUGAUCCUUUUCCGUGGCCCCAAUGCGGCGAUUGAAAGGGAGCCGCGAAGCCGUGGGAGCCUCGAUUCGAGUUGGCCUCUUUCCUCGCCGCUGGUCGAACCUUACUGCAUCUGCGAUUUGGAGCUUCGCGAUUUCAGGAUGAACAACGAAAAGAGAAACGCAAGGUAAAUAUUUCUUUCAAAAGCAGAAUCUGUAAUCACUUGGGGUUUUGACUGGGUUCCUCGAAUCUCAUCUGAAUAAUUUCUGGGAGAACCAAUCUCCAAGGAUGGGCAAUCAUGAUCCUGCUUAUGUGGAUGAGCUAUCUGACGCAGGACAAAAGUUCAUUCCACCUCAUGUCUGCCAUCCAAAAACAUCACCUUGGUUUGAUCUGAGGGUAUUUUAUAUUAGAGUGAGCAAUUGCUCAAUUGAGAAAACCCCUCCUGCUUAUCUUACACUUAAUCACAUUCCACUUUCUCCUGAUACCAUCCUCAAAGUGAAUGGUAGGAGAAGCAGCAUAUAUGCUGAUCAAGUUUCAUCAUCACUUCGAAGGGAUAGGAUUGAUAAGUCAUCGGAAGAAGCUACAUUUGUUAGUACGGAGAGUAUUAGCAUGACUGGAAGUGUGAGAUUUGAGGUCUAUGAUAAAGAUCUUCUUUUGCUUACUGGUGUCCUUGAACUUCGUAACUCUAAUGGGUUCGCAUGGGAAACAAAGAAACAUUCAAACAAAUGGAGCAUGAAUUGUCAAACUGCAAAAUCAGCCAAUACAAGUUUCCUGAAGAGUAUGAAUAAUCUUAAAGCAGACUUGAACAUUCCUACAGUUGAAGUAUAUGUUGCUGGCUGGUUCUCUGGUUCUCCCAUUAUUUUGGCAAAGAGUCUUCAGCUUGGUGUUCUCAAGAAGAAUCGUAGAAUGUUUCCAUUAGGCUCCAUUCCGGAGGAUGAGACAACAGAAGUAAAGAAAGAAGAACCACGUGAGGAUGCUUUGCAGACAUCCGAGCAUCCUCCUUUCAAAGAAGAGAGUGACUCCGAAAAUGAAUAUUGUGACAUCUACGCAAGACAUGAAUAUUCAGAAACAGAAGAUGAACUUUCAUGGUUCAAUGCCGGAGUGAGAGUCGGUGUGGGGAUUGGCCUUGGCAUUUGCAUUGGCACUGGAAUAGGUGUAGGUCUGCUGGUCCGCAUGUACCAAGCCACCAACCGGAAUUUCAAGAGGCGAAUCAUCUGAUGCAGAGUGUGUACUCACCCUAUAACUAGGUUUGGCAAGCAUUGAUAAGCAGCCAGCAUCAGCAUGAGGCGCACCCACAGACCCUGGAACUGCAAAAGGACAAGACAACGUAAACUGCACCAGACCAACUGAUGGACUGGUCAAAAGAACGCAUGCUUUUGCCUUUCUAAACCCUCACAAACAAGGGCAAAGAUUCUAGCAGAUCUCAGCUCUAUCUUUGCUCCUGCACAGAAUUGACAUGAUCCACCAUGUGUUGUCCACAAACUAGGCAAAGCAUCAUCGACAACCAUUUCAAUUCUCUGUGGCUCCACUCAUUGAAACGUCAGAUGCCAUAUUAACAACUCGAGGAGGUAAAGAACAUCAUAAUCUCAUCCAUGGAUUCCUUUCCCUCCACAAUCCAUCCAGCAAAAGGCAGAAAGGGCCAUCCUGUUCUCUCCCUUUCUGCAGAAUAGAAACCUCUCCUCCCAAUUAAGCAAUCAUAGCCUCACUGUUACACCUGUUGUCAGCAGUGAAACAGAGACUACCAUGUUCGCAUCCUUCAUCAUCCAAGUUCAGAAAUUUAUGCCCUGUUUACUCUGUAGUGCCAACAAAAGAAUGAAAAUGAAUCAAUGGUGAAAAAUUAUCCUCAGGAGAAGGGGAAGAGAAAGGAAAAAAAAAAAAAAGAAACGACAAAGGAUGAGAGGGAAAGGAAUGCUUAGGCGGCUCAUGAUUUGCUCGAGUUUGCUGUUGUGGUGCUGUGAACUCACAAUGGCUGUGGGAGGGUGAGUCAUUGUGAACUUGCGGUGACAACAAAGAGGCUGCGAGGUCAUGGCAUUACUGUUAACUUGUACAGUCUCAUCCCUCGUCAUGGUUGGAGAUGCAACAAUCGUGGCCUCAUCGCGAGUUCACGGCAAGGCCGUGAUGGUCUUCACAGAUGCGGAGAGGUCAGUCGUGGCCCUCGCCUGUUGUGAUGGCCAUGGAGAGGCCGAUCUUGGCUUCGACUUGUGCGAUAGCUGUGGAGAGGACAAUCAUGGUCUUGUCGUGAGUCCACGUAGAGGAUAGUUGCAAUCUUGUCGUAAGUCUCGUGAUAGUACAAAGCGGUUGAUCGUGUCCUCACCCCUCACGACGACGGCAGAGAGGCGGUCAGGCGGAUCACGGCCUCAUCUCUCAUGAUGGCCACAGCCCUCGAGGCGAACUUGAGCUGUCAUUGAUUUUUGUUUUGAAAAAAUUCUUUGUAAUUGGCAAGGAGGGAUAGAGAGUUUGUUCCGAUCAA
Molecule: messenger RNA, 2494 nt
Organism: Zingiber officinale
Lineage: Eukaryota; Viridiplantae; Streptophyta; Magnoliopsida; Zingiberales; Zingiberaceae
Exons: 5
Coding region: 313-1242 (309 amino acids)
Source: RefSeq, a predicted model, not a curated record